Messenger RNA from Anopheles nili, 753 nucleotides. Its product is annotated as gustatory receptor 8a-like. NCBI's taxonomy places the organism in Eukaryota, Metazoa, Arthropoda, Insecta, Diptera, Culicidae. Gene Ontology annotation, cellular component: neuronal cell body; dendrite; membrane. Gene Ontology annotation, biological process: sensory perception of taste. The record is from RefSeq and is a predicted model, not a curated record. Bases 1 to 753 code for a protein of 250 amino acids. The transcript is spliced from 6 exons.
AUGGACUAUGGAAAUCCACCCCAGCGGGUCACGUGGUGUCUAACCGUGUCUUCGCUGUUCGUCAUCCGGAUGAAGCACCUGCACCAUGCGUAUCACAUUGACCGAUUGGCGGCCCGGUUUGAUAUCCUUCGGGAGCAGCUUGAGUCCCUGAUUGGCAGUGCCGCCGACAACCUCGGGGAAUGGUCAGCUUUACUCAAAUCCCAUCGAAACGGCCCACGGGAAUCGAAUCAGCGCCGGAUAUUUACCGCCAAAGGCACGUACUUGGCACUGUGGCGCGCGUCGAAGGACCUGAACGAGUGUUGCGUUUAUUCGCAGCUUGCCAAUCUCUUGCAGAACUUUAUCCAGUGCACGUGCGACCUCUACACGAUGUACUCGCUGCUCUAUCUCAACCAGAUCAGUGAUAUUUUCGGCUACAUCCUGAACGUUGUGGCCACGUUUGCUGCUCUCGGUGUCGUGCUGGCGGCGUGCGAAAACUGCAAGAACCAGGUCGGUCAGAUGGGACAGGCGUUGCAUAAACGGCGCGGUGACGAAGCGGAUUGGCUCGCAACCAUGAUCGAAAACUUCUCCCUUCUGCUACAGCACACGCCGGUUUGCUUUUCGCUUGGUGGAUUUUUUGACAUGGAUUUUAUGCUUCUCAAAGAGAUGGCAGCCGCCAUCACGACGUACAUGGUCAUUUUUAUUCAGUUCAUGCCGAAGGACGAACCCGUAACAGCACCGUUGGCUAACAGCACGAUUACUCCGACAUCUGGAUGA